AUAUUUUUGUUCGUCCGAUGUCUCCUAGUCCCGAAACGUAACCCUAGGGCGACGAGGGGAGGUGAAUCAGAGGCGGAGGAAGAAGACGACGACGGGUAAGGACCGAAUCAUCGGAGAAGAAGGAGGGAGAAGAAGGAGGAGGAGGGGGGAGGAAGGUAGCCAUGGAGGCGCUGCGGAAGCAAUUGGACGUGCUGAUGGGGGCCAAUAGAAAUGGUGAUGUUAGGGAGGUGAAUCGCAAGUAUUAUGACCGAGACGUUUGCCGCCUCUUCCUCGUCGGCCUCUGCCCUCACGAGCUUUUCCAAUUGACUAAAAUGGAUUUAGGCCCUUGUCCAAAGGUGCAUUCUUUGCAGUUAAGGAAAGAGUAUGAGGAAGCUAGGAAGAAGGGUGUUGAUAAUUAUGAAAGAGAUCUAGAAGAUGUAAUUGAGAGGCUUAUCCUUGAGUGUGAUAGGAAAAUUUCAAGGGCGCUUAAGCGUCUUGAAGAUGAUGAUGCAAAGGCUGCAAUAGCAAUAUCUGUCUCUGACGUCACUCAGACGCCUGAGGUGCUCGAGCUGUCAAAGCAGAUUAAGGAAAAGCUGAAAGAAGCUGAUGCUUUUGAUUUGGAAGGGAAAACUGACAGUAAGAUAAGAGCUUUGGAAGUAGUGGAAGAGCUCAGAACCAAAAGAGCUGACAAGCAGUCUAUGCUUUUAUUGGAUGCCUUUAAUAAAGACAGAGCCUCACUACCACAGCCUCUUGCAAAUCCUCCAAGUCUUGCCCCAUUGCCUAUACCUCCUCCAGAUGCUCGUACUCAAGAAAUGAUAAAUGAGAAGCUGAAGAAGGCAGAGGAUCUUGGUGAGCAAGGAAUGGUGGAUGAGGCACAAAAAGCGUUGGAAGAGGCUGAGGCUCUGAAGAAGCUGGGUGCAAGGCAAGAGCCUGUACUUGACACAUCAAAUACAAAAUACACUGCUGCUGAUGUUCGCAUUACUGAUCAGAAGUUACGUGUCUGUGACAUAUGUGGAGCAUUUUUGAGUGUUUAUGACAGUGAUCGUCGUUUGGCUGAUCAUUUUGGUGGAAAGCUUCAUCUUGGGUACAUGCAAAUCCGGGAGAAGUUAGCGGAACUUAAAGAAGAGAGAACCAAAGCUCGAAAGCCAGACCGAGUCGAUGACGAUAGAAGAUCAAAAGAUCGAAGCGGAGAUCGUGACAGAGCCACAAGCAAGGAUCGUGAUCGUGAAAGGGAUGAGCAUGGUGAUAAUAAGGAAAGGAGCAGGGAUUAUGAUCGCCGAAGCAGGGAUCAUGAUCGUUAUUAUGAUCGUGAACGGAGCUAUGAUAGGGACCGGGGCAGAGAAUCAGAACGAUCUCGUAAUUAUGAUUCUAGAAGUCGUAGAAGGUCUCGUUCUAGAUCAAAGGAAUACUCGCGGGACUAUGAUCGUGAUAGAAGUGAUCGUCACAGACGCCAUGACAGACAUUAGCUUGCUUCGUCAGUUUGGAGUUGAUUUCGAGAGUGUGAAGAUGCCUGGUUUUCCAUGGGUCGGAGUUUUUGAUCCCUGCUGGAGGAGGUAGCUGUUUCUAAUGAAAUGCCUAGUGGGUACACUUGCCUUUCGUCUCUUCUGCACUUAUAAGAAUAUCUUGCCACAUCAAAGGUACAAGAACUGUGUAACACACUGCUCUAAACAAUCUGUAAGGAUUUUUUUCCCCUUUCUUUUUAAGGGUACUCAGAUCACUUUGGAUGUACGUGCACUUGUUUUCUGGCUACAUGAGAAAGCAGUUCCAACUCUAGUUAGCAGUUUCACUCUAGUUAGUCCUGCUGUUCGGUGUGGUUCUUUUGAGCUUGUAGGUGUAUCUACUGGGUUUAUAUGCAGAUAUAUAACAAGAGUGCAUGCCAUGAUUGCA
Nymphaea colorata (pocket water lily) is the source of this 1866-nucleotide messenger RNA. RefSeq lists its product as uncharacterized. Gene Ontology annotation, molecular function: mRNA binding. Lineage: Eukaryota; Viridiplantae; Streptophyta; Magnoliopsida; Nymphaeales; Nymphaeaceae. The transcript is spliced from 14 exons. Gene Ontology annotation, cellular component: U2-type prespliceosome; U1 snRNP. The record is from RefSeq and is a predicted model, not a curated record. Gene Ontology annotation, biological process: mRNA splice site recognition. The coding region runs from base 162 to 1445 and encodes 427 amino acids.